AUGCGUGCGGAAGGAGAGAGCGGCGUCGUGCGUACGGUCACGUACCCUCGGGCGGCUUCCGAGCCUUUCUAUCCACCAUUGUGCCCGAUUCUGUCGGCCCUCUUCGCCGGUCACGGCGCGUUAUCCCUUUGUUUCUCUUUCGAACGGUGUAUUUUCGUGUGUGACCGAUUAACCACGACUGUGACUAAUAUAUCUGAAUUAACCGUAAGGAAUGCGGCCGCAUCCGGUGCGUCACGCUCCCGCGCUCGGAGACAGCCUUCGACGUCGCCCCCCGUCCAUUGCGGACUCCGUGCUUUUCGCUUCGGCUUUACCGUACGAGGCCGGCGAUGUGAGCCGUCCGCCCGAAGUGCAUCUAUGAUCGGCACGUCCGGAACGGCGCGCCCUCACUUCAGAACUCGGCGAGAGGUCGGGUCAGUGCGUCGUGUUGCUUCCGAGGGUCAAUCGCAAUUCGCUCGCAAGUUAGUUCUAUCUGUAGCGGACCCUUUGCCGAUGGUUGAGUGCGAUUUCCAUAGAAAGGCGUGCGUCAAAAGGCGACCCCAAGCACCGCGAAUGUCCGAUGAGCGCGCUUCGAUUCGCAUUGACUCAUCGCAAGAUUUAUCGACGAACGCAUUCCACGACAAGAGUCCAAUUCGAUAA
Leptosia nina is the source of this 636-nucleotide messenger RNA. The record is from the annotation of a GenBank genome assembly. NCBI's taxonomy places the organism in Eukaryota, Metazoa, Arthropoda, Insecta, Lepidoptera, Pieridae.